CCCCCCCCCCGGCCCCUAGUGCCUCCACACUCACACGCCCUCAUUCAGAGAGAGAAAGACAGAAAUAAAGAAAAGAAAGAACAAGGAAAAACGAAGAGAGUGUGCCUCGUACGUGGUGCAGUGAAGCACAAGCCAUCCAGGUAAAAACCUCUCUCCUCCAGAGGUAAAAUGUCAGAGCAGCAGGGUGCACCGGAGCAGCUAGCAGCUGGGAAGAGCCAAGGAGGGGCAGGAGCCACUUAUAAGGUGGUGGUGUUUGAGUUCGAGAAUUUCCGUGGGAAGAAGGUGGAGCUGUCUGCAGAGUGUAAGGAUGUGAUUGAGAAGGAAUGUGAGAAGGUGGGAUCUGUCAUUGUGGAAUCUGGACCCUGGGUGGCGUUUGAGUGUCAGGCAUUUGGCGGGGAGCAGUUUGUCCUGGAGAAGGGCGAGUAUCCUCGUUGGAGCACCUGGACCAACAGCCAGACUAACAACUGCCUGCUGUCCUUCAGGCCACUCCGAGUGGACAGUGCAGAUCACAAGCUCCACCUGUUUGACAAACCAGGUUACGCAGGGAGGAAGAUGGAGAUUGUGGACGACGACAUUCCCAGUCUGUGGGUCCAUGGCUUCCAGGACUGUGUGGCCAGUGUAAAGGCUCUGAAUGGAACGUGGGUAGGCUACAUGUUCCCAGGCUACAGGGGCCGCCAGUAUGUCUUUGAGCUUGGAGACUACAAGCACUGGAACGACUGGGGAGCCACGGCGCCUCAGAUCCAGUCCGUCCGGCGAGUGCGCGACAUGCAGUGGCACAAAAGGGGCUGCUUCACCGCCCCUGCCCCGCCACCUGCCCCCACUCCUGCCCCCAACCCCACACCCCCACCCCCUGUCACCGCUGGCACCAGCUGAAAGACAGUGGCUGUGGCCCCAGGCUCCCUAAGAAGCCAACCCCGGGCCCCCCAACCAUCCAGGGCUCCACUGAGCCUCUCCUCAUCACAGAGGGCCACCAAGAAACGACGAACUCGCAAGUGAAGUGACCAUCACUGACUUACCUAUGUGUCUGGAGUGGAAAUAAAGUCUCUGACCCUGAUUUGGUUUGAUCCAACUGGAUGAGAGUGUAUUGUUUUUGUCUAACAGGCCCUCUUAUUGAGAUGCUCUGAAAACAACUGAGGUUGUUAGAAUAAUAUUAUUUAGUGUGUCAACGCCAUACAAUAGCAGAAAUAUUAUUUGGUUUAAAGUACUUUUUUACAAUAUACUGUAGCCCCAUUAUUAGAAUGGAUGUAGGGUAAAACACUGACCAGCAGAUGGUAAUAUGGAACCAGAAGACAUCAAUCUGCAUGGGAAGUUGAGACGAGUGUCGAGGAGAGGUCAAAGACUAAUUAAAACAUUCAUGUUUAUCACCAUUUAAAAAAGUAUACACUUUCACCCAACAAACUUCAGGUAGACUACGAGACAUUCCAUUGUGAGGAGGGGUUAGGGCAGGGAUGGGCAACUACAGUCAGAGAGGAAGAGACCAAACUCGGCGGAAAUUCUGUCUCCAUCCAUCAGGUGGCGUUUUUUUCCGUUUCGCCCCACCAAGCUAGGAAAUCUUGUAUGGAGGUCAAUGAGUGUCGAAUUUGGUCAACAAUAAAAAAUGAAUGGCUUAUUUUCUA
This is a messenger RNA of Salvelinus fontinalis (brook trout), 1616 nucleotides long. RefSeq names its product beta-crystallin B3-like. The transcript has 6 exons. Gene Ontology annotation, molecular function: structural constituent of eye lens. NCBI's taxonomy places the organism in Eukaryota, Metazoa, Chordata, Actinopteri, Salmoniformes, Salmonidae. The record is from RefSeq and is a predicted model, not a curated record. Bases 169 to 873 code for a protein of 234 amino acids. Gene Ontology annotation, biological process: lens development in camera-type eye; visual perception.